GUUCUGUCAUGGGACAGGCAUUAACAGACCUGAAAAAACCCAUUACAGACAUAAAGAGAGUGUCGUAACUAGUGUGAAAACUUUCACUAUCACAGAAACAGAAUGUCUGGUGCGAACAGUGACCUUCUACAUAGAUCAACCUUGAGUGUUUAUAAUAACCUCAUGGAUCAGUUUAAUCCUGGCUUGCAAAAGCUGGUUACUUUAGGAAACAGCUACAUCAAGGCUUUUGAAGGUGACGUGUUGAUUCAGAUAUCAGAGACCCAGCGGAAGCUCACUGUUGAAGUGGAGGGUGUGUUCCGCUGGUUUCACAUAGAGGUUCUGCAGGCCAUGGACAAGAACGUGAAGCUGGAUGAGGAAUACAUUGAAGGCAGCCGUAGAAUUUAUGAAUUGGAAGUGAGAAAUCAGGCUGCAACACUGGAGCGACAGCUGAGACGUGGUGUGUUCAGAGACUCACUGGAGGGCAGUGAGUACAUGCAGUACCUGAGGCAGAGCCAGCAUGAAAUUCUCAAAGAGGAAGAAAGGAGAUAUCGUUUCCUGGCUGAAAAACAUUGUGGACUUACACAAUCACUACUAUACCUUAUCAACAAGACGGGAGUAUCUCUCCAGCAGAGAGCAGAUGGUUGGAAAGAAAAAGUCAGUGAGAGCAGAAGUUCCAGACCUCGAACACCCACUCCAUCAGAUCAAGAAGCUCAGGUGACACUGGAAUGAUGGGAAUGAAGAGUAACUGCUCAUCUAUCCAUAUUCCCUCACUUUUCCGUGCUGUUUUAGGCUAACUGCGAGCCCAGACAUUUCCACAAUUACAUAAUGGAACAGAUGGAUAGCUUUGUGUCCAAAAUUAACUUUUUAUCACAUCU
This is a messenger RNA of Sinocyclocheilus grahami, 854 nucleotides long. Its product is annotated as brain-specific angiogenesis inhibitor 1-associated protein 2-like protein 2. NCBI's taxonomy places the organism in Eukaryota, Metazoa, Chordata, Actinopteri, Cypriniformes, Cyprinidae. Gene Ontology annotation, cellular component: nucleoplasm; cytosol. Gene Ontology annotation, biological process: plasma membrane organization; actin crosslink formation; positive regulation of actin filament polymerization. The record is from RefSeq and is a predicted model, not a curated record. The coding region runs from base 103 to 708 and encodes 201 amino acids. The transcript is spliced from 9 exons.